Messenger RNA from Epithele typhae, 2433 nucleotides. RefSeq lists its product as uncharacterized. The coding region runs from base 1 to 2433 and encodes 810 amino acids. Lineage: Eukaryota; Fungi; Basidiomycota; Agaricomycetes; Polyporales; Epitheliaceae. The record is from RefSeq and is a predicted model, not a curated record. The transcript has a single exon.
AUGGAGGAUGAGAUAGAGGAAACCCACCGCCAGCUCCGUCAUUCGGCCGCUCUCAUCCAGGAUGCUUUCGAAGGACUCAGUACGUUAAAUUCCCAAGAUUCUCAGCAUGCGGGCUCUGCCCAGGUACAUGAGCCAGGCGAGCCUGCCUCUCCCCGCUCGCCUCAUCGGGGGCUGCAUCCAUCUCUUGACACACCCUCUACUCCCACGACACCGUCUGGACAACAUGAACCCAACUCCAUGGACCCCGGCCACGACGUCAUAGUAAUCUCGUCGGAAGUUCCUUCAGUGCCUUCAGUCUCAAGCCCUCUCCCCCCUCUUCCUCCGUCGGCGUCCCACCGUCGCGGUCGCUCCUCGGACUCGACCCUCUCCACUCUUCGCGCCGAGCUCCUCGCUUCAACGCAGAAUGUACGGGAACGGGCAACCGAACUUGACGACCUGCGCCGUGCCAUUGCUCAAUACGCAGAGGAAAGGCAAAGACUCUUGACAAGCCGUCGAUCGUCUUCGCCGCCACAUGCCUCCGCUGCUGCUACUCCCGCGGCUAGAGAUGACAGGCGAACAGGACAAAGCACUCCAAAUGCAGACCGUCGGCAGCGUGCCCCCUCGUAUGCGCUUGGAAGCGACCCUUACCUGACCCAAGCUGUCUCCACAAUGCAAAGUCGCCAAGCUCUGCUGAAUGACUCUUUGCGCUCGCAAUUCGACCAGGCCGAGGCUGAAGGUGCCACUUUCCACGGAAUGAUGGUCGCCGCUCGUACGGCUGCGUCUCAACAUCCACCUACGUCGGGCUCUAUCGUGGAAUCCAGUGCGUCGUCGGCAUCGACCGCAAACAGCCAGGCGGGUGCGCCGCUACCGACCGUGAUCACAUCCCGGGUUACACGACUUGCUCUGGAAAUCCAACAAGACAUCUCCCGCAUCUCACAGCAGACAGAAUCCCUCAUGGCCUGGAUCAGCCGCACUCGUGCCGAGGCUGCCUUGUCUCGUGCCUCUGCAUUCGACCAUUCGUCAGCCCUAGACUCGGCAAAUACCACGGCCGCAGCUCGGGGCGAGUCUACUACAUACCCGCGCUCCCUUGGUAGAACACUGUCUUCCUGGACUCCUCCUCCGCUCCCAAGAACCGCCCGAACAACGCUGUCCCAGCAGGACGAGGACUCGAUCAUUCCGAGUGAGGCGUUCGCCUCCACCUCCGCCCCACACGCCCCACGACCGCGCCCUCGUGUCUCACAAGACGGUGGAACUCCUCGACCUCGUUAUAUUCGGUCCGGCCCUUCAGUCGGUGACAGCCCAAACUCGUCAGGGACAGAAAUCGGGGACGCGUACCGCCUACCUAGCGAGCAGAGUUCCUUUGAUUUCGUGCAGGACCUGUUGGCCUCACGAGGGAGAGUUCUCAGGGAGAGAGCGCUUCGUGGAGACCUCGAAAACGGACAGCACGACCGCAGGUGGGUUGCAGAAGACGCGUGGGUGGCGUUGAACGGGAGAGCUGACGCUGGAGGGUCGACGCGAACCCGCAGCUACCGCGUCCGUCACCGGUCCAACACGGACGGCGAUGCGACGACGGAGCACACCACGCUGAGGCCAAGACCCGAAGCGUCCCUAGGAUUUGGCGAGGCAGCGAGCGUCGAGAUGCGCGAAGACGUUGAGGACGACGAAGACGGGGGAGAGGAUAUUGCGUGGGUCCACGCUCUGUCGAGGCUGGAUCAGAUGUCAAGGCAAUCGUCGGCGAGGUUAGAAGCAACACGACGACAGCAUAAUGAAGAAGGGUCAAGCGUGGUCCCUCGGGGACCUCCGCGGGCCCCUGGGGUCAACAGAGCCACGAUGGGUACCACGAGACGGGCCAAUGUUGUGCCAGUAUGGUGUAAGUCCUUGGCAGAGAGUUCGCUGGGCGGGCCUUACUCAUCAUUGUACUACUCUACAGCUCGGCUUGUCCCCCGUUCUGGCCACAUUUCUGCAGGGGAAGAUGACUACGAACGGGACAUGGCGGCAAUGCGCGCUCGAGCCCAGAGUCUUAUCUCUUCCAUGGCAACAUCGCGCAGCCUGGGCGGCGUCGCGCUCCCACCACCCCCGCCGACGACGCGCCCGCUCACGUUCGUGCCGACGACGCAGGGCACCCCAGGCUCGCUCUGGAACGACUCGAACCCGCGUGUGCGCCUCCGUGCGGACAUCAGCCGGGCGUUUGAUCGGGCUCGAGACUACGUGCCGCGUCCGCCGAGCCCACCCGCAAGCGGACUCGGCGCCGAUGAUCGUCGGCGCACACCUCCAGCUGAACGGGAGCCUGAACGGGCGAUGUGGGGCUCGCCAGUGCCCUUCCACCCGAGCCCGCUGCCGCUGCCGCGUGUGGAGGACAUUGGCGGUCUGGAAGCCCGCAGUCGUGCCUUCUCAGGACCAAAGACUGUGGCUCGGCUUCCCCGGAAACGCGGGUUUACUCAAGCAGGCUGUUGA